AUGCCUCACAGUUCCCAGCUCGUAAGUACAAACCGCCACUACUCCCAUCUUCAGCCGUCGAGCCACGGAUUUGCCCUCAAAAGCUAUACCGGCCAACCCCAGAGUCUCCCCAAUAUACUUCCGCCCACCCCUCCAAACCAUAUCCAAACCUGGCUAGCAAGGAAACCUGAUCGCCCUAUCCCUCAGUUCGAGGUUCACACCCUCGAUGACAACUGCCGCAAAAACUUCAUCCCGACAAACCGAGACAUGCAUCUCGAUCGACCUCGUCUUCAGCGUUACAAACUACACCGUCAAAAAUCUCAUGGUCAAAAUCAAAGAGCAGCAGUAGCGGAAAAUUGUCCACUUCCUCUUCCCCACGAAGAUUAUGGACCGGAGCCGCCGAGCAUGUUAUCAAAUUUUCGUUUCAAUAUCUUCACCCGUUUUUAUGAUGACUUUAUGUACAUUGAACUAGUCCCAAGGUCAAGUAAAGGUAUUCCACUGGAGUAUAUCAAGGAAGCUAGUUUUAUGUUUGGAUUGGUGAAACCGUUCAACUGGACUGAAGAGCAUGCAUGCUAUUUGGGUAUUUCUUUAUCCUUCGUCUCGUGA
Orbilia oligospora ATCC 24927 is the source of this 585-nucleotide messenger RNA. RefSeq lists its product as uncharacterized. The record is from RefSeq and is a predicted model, not a curated record. The transcript has a single exon. Bases 1 to 585 code for a protein of 194 amino acids. NCBI's taxonomy places the organism in Eukaryota, Fungi, Ascomycota, Orbiliomycetes, Orbiliales, Orbiliaceae.